ACCUGCAAUACUAUUUUCUCCCGUUACUUACUCAGGAUGAGUACAAGCCUGACGCCGACAUCUCAGAGGUGGACCUGAAGAACGCGGUGCGGAUCCACCACGCUUUAGCCACUCGUGCCACCGACUACAGCAAGAGAGCCAACGUGCUGAAGCUGAAAACCUCAGACUGGAGAGUCUUUCUGCUGCACGCCUCUAGUGAGGAGGAGAUGAUGUCGUGGAUGUUCCGGAUAAACCUGGUGGCGGCGCUGUUCUCCGCUCCGGCCUUUCCUGCCGCCAUCGGCUCCAUGAAGAAAUUCUGUCGGCCCAUCUUGCCGUCUUCAUCCACCAGACUGAAACAGGAGGAGCAGCUGCUGAGUCACGAGAACAAGCUGAAGCAGAUGAGCCUGGAGCUGGAGGAGCACCGGAAAAACUCGCCCUCAGUUGACCCCAAGAGCCGCGAGUGGGAGGAGUACCGGCUCAAAGAGCACUACCUCACGUACGAGGUACAGGCUUUGGACAGCGUCGGCUCAUUUGUCUGCUUUUUUAUGGGUUUUUAUGGGGUUAUUUUUCAAGUUGCAGCUAAAGAGACCAAACAGCACGACAGAUGGCCAGUGUGGCUUGUUAGCUGCCUUCUUCUUUUUAUAUCCAUUCUGAUAUUUAACAUACAUCAUGAUUAUAAUUUAGUUUUGUUAUUUAUUAACAAGACAUUUUGUUAGCACAACUCUUCAUCAAUGUUUGUAGAAAGAGAUGGAGCUUCUAUCUGUCAUUCCUCAUAUUAAAGGGGUAGUUUGGGUAUUUUGAAGUGCGGUUGUAUGAGGUAACACCAUCGUCAGUGUAAUAUAAGAGGAGUUUAGAGUACUAACAUGGGAGCAAAGCAAUGUACUGCUAUGGACGGGGACAGACUCAAAACUGUCUUUAGACAACUAAAUCGAUCCACAUCACGUGUAAGCUAUAGUUAGAAUAUUUACCAACAGAGAACUGAAGUGA
This is a messenger RNA of Anarrhichthys ocellatus (wolf-eel), 966 nucleotides long. RefSeq names its product PH and SEC7 domain-containing protein 2-like. The record is from RefSeq and is a predicted model, not a curated record. Lineage: Eukaryota; Metazoa; Chordata; Actinopteri; Perciformes; Anarhichadidae. The annotation marks the transcript as partial. The transcript is spliced from 3 exons.